Molecule: messenger RNA, 411 nt
Organism: Schistosoma turkestanicum
Lineage: Eukaryota; Metazoa; Platyhelminthes; Trematoda; Strigeidida; Schistosomatidae
Source: the annotation of a GenBank genome assembly
AUGAAGAAUGCACAUGUACAGUAUUUCGAUGCAUUUGAUGCGCUAAUGAUUGAAAUGAUCAACUACUCGACUUCUGUUUCGAGAUAUGACUCGGGCAUUCGUUUUCUUGAAUCCGUUGGUGUAACCGUAAGCGAAAAGUUAAUUGUGAGAUCUGCGAAAGAUCAUGCCAGGUUUACUAACGAAUUAGAUAUUGUGAAAUAUGUGUGCAUGGAAUUUUGGUCAUCAGUAUACCAUAAACAAGUUGAUACACUGAAAACUAAUUAUCAGGAUGUUUACGUUAUCACUGUCAAUGACUUUCAGCCUCUAUUGAAAUUCGGAAGUAUUCCUGAUGAUAUACCAGAAAUCCCUAAGGAUAGGAAUGAUAUGCCUAUUUCUGGCUUUUCUGAAAUGAACAAUAAGUUUCCAAUGUAA